Mytilus trossulus (common blue mussel) is the source of this 9028-nucleotide messenger RNA. RefSeq lists its product as uncharacterized. Bases 11 to 7501 code for a protein of 2496 amino acids. Gene Ontology annotation, molecular function: protein binding. The record is from RefSeq and is a predicted model, not a curated record. The transcript has 21 exons. Lineage: Eukaryota; Metazoa; Mollusca; Bivalvia; Mytilida; Mytilidae.
ACGCCAUUUAAUGAACGAACUAGAAAUGCAACAAAUGUAUGAUCUUCCGUUUAUUGAUAAACUUAAAGAAGUUGUAAAUACGCAGGAUGUCGAAGCACUUUUCCGAUUGUGCUGUGAUAGUUCAAAAAGGAAGGAAAUCUUAACAUUUACAGACGAUGAUGGAAAUUCAUUACUCUGUCUUGUUGCUGGUUUCGGCACUGUUGACCUCAUGCGAACAUUGAUUGACAUGGGGGCUAAAGUAAAUGAUGAGUUUUGUAAUCUGGAAAACAUUUUACAAACUGCCUGUUCUCAUGGUAACACAGAAGUCGUUGAGUAUUUAUUACAAUUUGACAGAAUAUUACAGAACGAUACGACAAAAACGGAAUGCAAUAAGUAUGCCAAUCUGUUUUAUUAUGCUGCAAAAUCUUGGAACGUUUUAACAGUCAAAUGUUUACAGAACAAUGGUCAUCUUGGUAUCAACCAAUUAUUUUCAGAUGGAAGUUCUGCACUAUUGAGGCUUGUGAAAGAGAGUGACUGUAAAGGCGUUGAAACCUUGUGUCUAUGUGGAGUUGACGUAAAUAUUGGAACUAUCAACAGUGGUCUAAAAGCAAUCCAUCUUGCUUCCGAAAGUAUCAAGAAUGGCUCAAAAAUGAUUAAAAUACUCUUACAAAACGACGCAAAUGUUAAUGAACCGUUUAUAACACCAGAUCUCAAUCAGCAACCUCUAGUUAUGGCUUUAAAAGCGGGAUAUGCAGAAAAUGCGAGUGUUUUGAUAGAGUUUGGGGCUGAUAUAUCAUUUCAUGGAAAAAGUUCAAAAGACAUAAUUGGAUGUUUUUGUUUAGCGAUAAAAAAUUGUCCAUCUCUUGUUCCAGACCUUAUCAAACGUGGUGCAAACUUGUACGAGACAUACAGAAAAUUUUCAGUAUUGAUGAUUGCCUUAUACAGCAAUGCAGGUAGUGAGGCUAUCGAGGCUUUAGUGAACGCUGGAGCAAAUUUAAAGUUUGGCAUAGAUGGAAAAACUGUGAUACAGUGCUGCACACAUUAUGACCAACUGCAGCCAUUUCGAAAUGCUGGAAUAUUGGUAAAGGAUAUUGAGUCCAAACACAAAGUAUCGACUUUAGGAUUGGCUUUGAACUCAAAAGUUAUGAGUAGUAGUAAUUGCUGUCACUUUGGCCGAUCAGGUUUUGAAUUUGUCAAUGCGCUUCCAAAAUUAGAACUUGAAAAUGAGAUAACAAAACUGAUUGAAAAUGAGGUACGAGACUUAAUUUCGAACGGCGCUAAUCCUGAUAUGUCAACUGAGGAACAUGAUAUACCGUUGGUUACAGCCAUCAAAAAGCAAUUCCUAGGUGUCUUCAAAAUGCUUAUAGCUGCAGGUGCAAACAAACAUUUACUUGGAAAAGAUGGCAAUUCAGCCAUACAUGUGUGCUGCAUAGAGUCAAACUGGAAAUUCUUAGAACUACUGAUUGAAGGUGAAACAGACCUAAAUCAGGCCAACGCAAAAGGAGACUAUCCUCUAGAGCUGGCUUUAAAAGGAGGACGAGAUUUGUACCAUUACCAAUUGGACAUGUCUCUUCUGUUUGAAGAUAGAUGUGUUAACAAGACCGACCCGUCGAAAGAUAUCAUUGCAAGAAUGCUAGAUAAAGGAGCAAAUCCGAACCUAACUGGAAGUGGUAAAAACUCUCCUUUAAUAUUUGCUAUAUUGAAAGGAUUAGAUAGCAUUGUCGACGUAUUACUUCAUGCCGAUGCUAAUAUAUUCCAUAUGGGUGAAAACGAGUCUACAGCAUUUGAAUUCUGUUUUAGAACAAGACACGAGAUUAACAUAAAAGCUUUCAUUGAAAAGGGAGUAUCAUUAAAAGAACCAUCUCCUACAGGAAAGUAUCCUCUUGAAUUGUUGAUAAACGAAAAUCUAAAUCAUGGGGAUGAUUGUAGUUUACUUCUAAUAAUGUUGGCGAAUGGGGCUGAUCCAAAUACUAUAACAGCUGAAGGAGAUUCUGUUUUAACAAAGGCUCUUAAAAUUGGAUUGAUUGACAUAAGCAUGGCGCUUUUAGAUGCGGGGGCUGAUGUCAACCAUAAAGGCAAAGAUGGAUUUACUGCAUUCGAUAUUUUCGCAAAAAAAAAUAUCUUUUACGGUGAUUUGGAACCAAUACAAGAUGAAAUUUUCAAGAAAUUUGUAUUAGCUGGAAUAGACGUCAAUCAACAUAACAUGUCUGGAUCAUAUCCAUUGUUAAUGGCUGUUUCGCAUGGCAAAGACGAUAUUGUUAAACUGAUAUUAGAAACAGGAGGAGAUGUUAAUAUCGUGAAUCAGUCUGGAGAUGCACCUUUGACUGAAGCUAUUUCUCGUGGAUUAGAUGAUACUGUCCAAUUGCUUUUAGAUUAUGGAGCAAAUGUAAACCAGAUCUGCAAAGGAUCCACUAAAGAGCCUGCUAGAAAAAGACGAGUUUAUAAUGAGUUCGGCAUUAGUAUAUCCGAAUCUGAGGAUGAGUAUGAGGAUGAGAUCUGUGAAAAUACAAGUAACGAAUUUGAGAUGUCGUUACUAUCGAAAGUAAUAACAAGCCUUCCAUAUGGAUUGUCAUUGGAGAAAAGAAGACACUUUGUUGAUUUGCUUUUAGAGCUUGGCUCUGAUCCUAAUUUGGAAACGUCCGGGGUAGAUUCGUGUCUAAUGCACGCUGUAAAAUUUGGCGAUCCUGUAUUGGUAAAGACUCUACUUGAGGCCAACGCAGACACUGGUCAUAUUGGCAACAACGGAUGCACAGUUUUGCAUGUCUUUUUCAUGACAUAUCAUAGUACAGAAAUAUAUGGAUUCAGUGGGCUUUACCUAGACCCAACGGGUUAUGGUUCAUUUGAAGAAAACCGUGCGUCAAUUUUCAAAAUUCUACUCGAGUACAGCGCACCAGUUAACGUAGCUUCCUCAGAUGGAGACCUACCAGUUCUCGUAGCUUUAUCAAACUGCAAGACACGUUCUGAAUUUGACAAUAAUCUAGAUGUUAUAAUGGCAAUGCUAGACUUGACGAAAGAUUUGAAUAUACCAGGCAAGAAUAGCAGCACGCCAUUUUUAACUGUAAUAAGAUAUUGUAGUAAAGACGUUUUGGAAAAGAUGAUUCAAAUGGGUGCUGAUGUAAGAUCAAAAGGAACAAAUGGUAAUACGGCUCUGCAUAUUGUUAUGGAGAAAAAAGACUUCAACAAGGAUAUAAUAUCAUGUCUUUUGAUACAUGGAGCAGAUAUCAAUGCCGUUAAUAAUUUAAAGGAAACUCCACUCGUUACAUUUAUCAAAAGAGGGUCGCCAUUUGCCACCGUUGAAUACGUAUCAUUUCUGGUUGAAAAUGGGGCCAAUCCAAAUGUCUCCGCCGAUGGAAUUAAUUCAGCAUUACUGGAGGCGAUUUCAUUUCCAUCGUUUGACGUUGCUUGGGUUUUGAUCGACGCAAAGGCUAACGUGAAUCAUAUAGGAAAUAAUGGAAAUACUGCCCUGCAUGCUGUUUUUUCUAAAGCCUGUAAGAAAAUGAUACAGGAUGAAUCGUACGACUCGUAUGGUUCCGAUGAAUACAUAUCAGAUUAUGAAUACGCGGCGGCUUCAGACAGCUCAUUGAAAUCAUGUGAUGGUGAAAUACACAACGCUGAUGAUAAUUCUAACCUGCAAAAAAACGAUAGUGAGAAGGAAACUACAAAUUGUCAUAAUUUAGAAAGUAACGACGAGAUGACGAAUCCAGAAACACAAAAUAUUGAUGACACAAAAACAGAAGGAAAUAUGGAUAUGGGAUUCAAUCAAUUGGAAGGAAAUGUUGAAACUGUAUCUACUAAAACAACAGCAAUUGGAAUGCAAAACGAAAGCGAAAACUGUGAAGUUUUGGAAGCAACUGUUCGACUGGUCAAUGCAGGGGUCAGAAUUAACAUUUUAAAUAAAGAUGGGCAUACACCUCUUUACUAUCUCAUUGAGAAGCAGGAUAUGUCUACUAUAACACAAGUGUUACCAUAUCUUCUAAAAAAGGGAGCAGAUCCCAGUCUAGGAGCCGAUUUGCCAUUGAUUGCUGCAGCAAAUUUAAAUCAAACUACAACGACAAAAAUGCUUUUGGAACACGGUGUUGACGUAGAUAAAAAGAAUUCUCAUGGAAAUACGGCACUUACAACACUAUUAGCUAGUUACUCAGGCUUAUCUAAAGGUAGUAGAAAAGAAACAGUAUGCAUCCUGUUGAAAGCAGCAGCAUCAGUUAAUAUAACAGAUUCUGAUGGGAAAACGCCACUGGUUCUGUUAAUCAAAUCUGUAGGACAGUGCAUAAAUAACAGCAUGUUUGAGGAAAAAGUAAUGGAAAUGGUUUCAGAACUGACCGAAAAGGGAGCAGAUCCAAAUUUGACACCACUGGGUGAAGACUCUGCUUUGAUCCUUGCAGUAGAAUAUAUGUCCCCAACCGUUGUUCAGAUACUUUUGGAAUCGGGUGCAGAUACCAAUCAUAUUGGUAAAAAUGGUCAAAAUGUUUUGCACAGUUGUUUCAGGUCCAAAGAUAGAAUAUAUUUAGGUUUUGGUUACCACAAUAAAGAACAAAAAUUGUCCAAAAUACUUGGUGCACUUUUAGCAACGACACCAAACGUCAAUCUUAAGGAUAAUGAUGGAUUUUCUCCCUUAGAAUUGGCAAUACAAAAUCAGAAGUUUGAAGGAGUUGAGAAACUUAUAUCUGCCAAUCCUGAUAUUUUACAGAACAAAAACGACAAAUUAAAAGUAUUUGAGAUGUGUAUAGCGAUCGAUCAAAGCCUAGAAGUGUCGUUAAAAAUACUAGAUACGCUUACUGAUCACCUAAACUUGGACAACGAUGUUGAUGUUUUCUUCCGUAAUUUUUGGAAAAGAAUUAAAACAGAGAAUGUAUCUUCCUACAAAGAAGAUCUUGACAACGUUACUUUUAAGAUUUUGUCUUCUGAAGAAAGAGUACAUGUUAAUUUAGAAAACAAUUUGGACGAUUCACCACUUAUUUACUUCUGUCAAAUUGGAUGCCCUCAAGCUGUAAAGAUGUUAUUGGUUCAUAAAGCAGAUGUUAACCAUGUUGGGAAGAGCGGAACUGCUCUACAUUACAUAAUUGAUUUGACAGAUGAUGAAUGUGCUGUGUCGUUAUUCGACUGUUUGCUAAAAGAAAACCCGUGUCUCAAAAGUUCUGACAACAAAGGCAAGACAGUGAUACAAAAAGCCAUUGCUAUCUUGUGGGGAAAGCGGGAUGAAAAUUUGAGAAUUGGUUAUCAAUAUUAUGCCUCUGUUAGUGGAAGUAGAUUUAAAACUAUUAGUUCACACGUCAAAAAAUUGUUAGAUGCAGGUGUGACUUUAGAUUUAAAUGACUUAAAUGAUGCAUUAUUUAUGUGUGCUAAAAAGAGUGAUUUCAAGGGGAUGGAAUGCUUUAUUAUGAAUGGAGGAGACUUUUGUAAAACAGAUGAAAAUGGAAAAUCAAUCCUUCAUCUUUGUUGGUCAGACUCGUUAGAUGGUGGAUUAGAAUUUUUGCAGUUCUUUGUUGGUACCCAAAACUCUUUGAACAGAUUUGAUUCAGUAGAAAAUUCAAUCUUGUUAUCAGUAUUGACACACAGAGAAUGCUAUGGACAAGAAUUUGAACGUGUUAAGGAAAUAGAUAGAUACAUAUCAGAUUUAACUGCAUUCCUUAUCAAACACGGAGCAUGUUGUGUAGCCGAUAAUGAGGGGAAUGGGCCAUUACAUAUUGCUGCUGAGAAAGGAUACCUGGCAACUAUUGAUGUACUUUUGAAAUUAAACAGUGGUUCAAUAUAUGGCCUAAAUAAAGCAGGCCAAACAGCGUUACACAUUUGUCUAAAACAUCCAAAAGAGAAUUUACUUGAAGUUGUUAAAAGGUUGUUCGAAAGUAGAAACUCAAAACUGUGGUUGAAAUUGCACGAAGUUACUGUGCUGUAUCUUGCCACGGUGGCCGCACAGAGAAUUCACUCAUACAACUUCGACUGUCAAUCAUUAACGUCUCAGUUGGUAAAACUGUUACUUGAAAAUGGUGCUGAUCCUAACAAUCACUCAGAAGACGAUAUACCUUUGCUGUCUGCAUUAAAAGCACGAGAUUUAAAGACUUCAGCACUCCUUUUAGAAGCUUCCGCAAAUAUAAAUGCAACAAACCGUAAAGGAAAGUCUGGACUUCAUAUAAUCUUAGAAAACUACGAAAAAGAAAAUGAUCUUUGCCUGACAAAACUACUGGUAGAAAAGGGUAUAAAUGCAAACUUGGUUGAUGAAGAUGGGAAAUCUCCAAUGAUCGUUUUGGUUGAGAAGUACGAUGGCUAUGGUGACGAAGUAGUCAGCUCAUUUGAGGACAUUUUUAAGGUUCUUGUCGAUUGUGGAGCUGAUCUCAAUCUAUAUAAUACUUUAGAACAGACCGUACUUAGCUAUUUUUGUGCAUCUGGAUCAACUGUUGAAAUAGGAAACAUUCUUUUGAGGUAUGGAGCGGAUCCAAAAAUUGGAUGCUGCUUACAAAAUUUUCUGCAGAAUAAUCGAAUCCUCAUCAAUGAAACUUCAUCGAUUUUAUUUCUGUCAUCCCUCCUGGAAAAGGGAGCUGAUGUAAACAGACGUAUAAUAAAAGGAACUAAUUUGAUUGACAGUGUGCAGAAAAGAAAUGUCAUUCUUGUUACAGAAUUAAUCAAGUAUGGAGCCCAAAUAAAUGAUUGUGACGAAACAAAGAAAACAGCUUUGCAUUAUGCUUGUACCCUCGUUGAUUUAAAAGAAAGAUAUGAAAUAACAGCAUUUCUCGUGAAGCACGGAUCUUACUUAAAUGCUGCAUCUCAUUCUGGUGAAAGGCCUCUAGAUGUUGUUGUGCAAAAUAUGAUCAAGGAAAUGACUAUCGGGGUUCAUAAGGCAACAGAAGAUAAUUGUAGAAAGAUAACAGUAGAUUUAUCCGUACUGAAUCUUCUUGUGUGUGGAGGCGCAGAUUUAUACCCUCUUAUAGCCGAGUCAAAUCCACCAUAUAGUGGAAAUUAUUUAAAUCCAACGCUGCCAGUAAAUAUCCCAAACACAUACAAAUCUGCCUUGCUCUUGUUAAUACAUCAUGGACUUUUCCAAACUGCCAAAUUUCUACUACUUUGUGGAUGGGAUUUUCAAAAAGAAGAAUGGUUUGAUGCCUUUGAUGUCUCCGAACUUGAUCUCGAAAACAUCAGAAUAAAUUACAACAUCUAUAAACGGCAUAAUAUUGAAGCAAAAAAAGCAGAAUUCAAAUCAUUUUUGCAGAAUUUUGAAAAGGGUCCUAAAUCCUUAGCAAUAACAUGCAGAAAGCAAAUUCGACAUCAACUUUUGCUGAUUUCAAAUGGUACUGAGAUUGAAACGAAGAUUUCCACACUUCCGCUUCCAGUGAAAAUCAAGCAAUUCCUGUCAUUGAAAGAAUGUAUCCAAGAAAACGAAAUAAUUCUGCUUGAAAAUGAUGAAAGAACGGAAACAAACACUGUAAAUGCUGUACAGUUUUUAGAGGCACUUGGAUUAUUCGGUGGUCUAUUCCCGAUGCAACUCCAAUAUGAUUCAGAUGACUAUUUUGAUGGUCAUGAUUAUUAUUAAACAGACAUAAAUGAUUAUUGAUAGCUAGUAAAGGUGGUAUAGACAAGGUAUUGAAUUGCAGCGUAAUCAUUAUAUUUAAAGUAGCUGGUUUUUUUUAUUAUUAUAAAAUUGUUGUUUGUUUUCAAACAUUAACAUAGUUCAAUUCAAUUUUAUAUUUUAUUAACGUCUCAACUUAUGCAAACAAUUACUCCAAAACUCGUAAAAGCUACAUUUUUAUACAAAAGCCUUUUCAAUCUAUACAGCUUUCUGAGAGACGAUAACAACUUAAUCAACAUGUACAACAAAGAAGUGAUAUAUAAAUGAUACAACAUUUUGUUUGCAAUAUAAAACUUCUAGGCGUCAAUUUAGAAUAACAUAACAGGUUUUCAGUUUAAUAAUUAGUCAUAUAUAUAAUAGAAAAAAACAAUAUGUAUACCAUGUUCUUGUAGUCUAUAAAGCUAUUUAAAUGAUAAUGGAUUUUAAUUUUUUUUAAGUUAUACAAGUGGUCUGCCUUAUACAACAAUUCGCCUAUGGGAAAGCAUUAAACAAAAACUUACACACACACUAUUUUCAUAGACAACGAAUAACAUUAAGGAAACACAGCUAUAAUAGUUUAAAAUAAAGCAGAAUAUGACUGCAAAAGAAAAUUUUAUUGACAAAUAGUACAUAUUUUAAAUUCAAACAACAUACAUGUUUGAUUUCUGCUAUUUAUCUUUUUUAACAAUAAAGAAGUGACAAUUAUCUGCCAUACUGAGUAUUUCAUUUUCAUAAAAUAUAUCUUGUUUUAUUAAUGACUGAUGGACUAUCAUUAGCUAUGUUGAUAGCUCCUUGUUGCUAACAUGAAUUAUCACACAAUUUUCUGCAAUUAUCUGUUGAUAAAUUAAGAAAUUAUUUAGAAGUAAUCUAGCCCAUGAAAUAUUGAGACUAAUUUCCAUUCCCUUGCAAAAUAGUGUUUUUAGAGAGAACCUUAGUUCUUAUGUCAUGCUGAUGAUACGAUCUGUGCGUGCGGCUAUUUUUGUGUUUUACAAAUGUUGUAAUUUAGCACGAAAUGCACUUGAAGUGUGACCCUGUAGCGCAAACAAGUAUGGCAAAAUUCGACAAUAAUGAAUGGUACAAAUUAUUUUUGACAGACAUAUGUCUUAUGAAUAUCUCAACAAUGUAAAUAAGUAGAUUUAUGGAAGUACACCACUAAUUCAUGGUCCCAUUACUUUCUAUGUUAAAUUCCUCCAUUUCAACCAGGCACACCUCUUUCAUUUUAAGUUCAAAUAAAGUGGCAAUCAUUGCAUGUCAAAGCAACACUUUAUGGUGUCUUCUACUGAAAAAAUCAACAUACCUUACAUGGCAUAUAAGAAAGAACUGGUUCCCAGAACUUCGGAUGUACCAAAACAGGUACUUCAGAUCUGACAAACAGACUAAAUGUACCCUCUUUUUAAAAUUUGGUGCAGUUUUUUUAAUAUUCAAAAUUAAAAGUCCAAAAGUGUUCUGCAAUGAUCACCAGUCCUUCAGCUUUCAUUUGAUACCAGAAAUACCUAAAUAUUCUUCAUAUUU